GCACCUCAACUUCCUCUCGGCUCCCUCCUCUCGCGCCGCCCUCGCCCUCGGGGCCCGCCCUCCUCUGCCUGGUGGCGCCGGGAGGCUGUUUUUCCACUCACUGGCGCGCAGACUCCAUCCCACUGUUUUCGUCUCUCUUUUCUGAAGUUAGACUAGUCUGAAGCCGCCACCAGCCCCAGGACCCCCUGCAGAAGAAAAGCGGGAGGGAGCGGCGCAGGGUCUGGCGGCGGCGCACACAGUGAGGCAGCUGCCCUGCACGCCCUCGUGGAGGCCACCUGGAGAGUUCGGCCCCAGGAGGCCACAGCCACAGGUGCCCACAGCUGGCCCCAGGAGAGAGCAAGAGUCAGGAUGAUUUAUCCUCUUUUCACUGAGGAGGAAACUGAGGCUCAGAGAAAAGUCAUGAAGUGUGAUAAGACCCUGAGGUCUAUGCAAACUCCAGAGAUUCUGGCAUCUUGCUGUGCUCGCCCCAGCCCACACUGCAGGAUCCAGUCUGAGACCCUUAGCCACCAGGACACCCACUCUAGCUUUUACACCCUCAAGGCUGAGGCCCUGAGGACAUGCCCUGGAUUCAAGGAGUCCCAGACCCCUCAGCUAAUGUGUGCCACCUGGAAUCCCAGAGGGGAAGCCGGUCAGCACCCCACAUUCCCUAGCAGCACAGGCCAUCCCCAAGCCCUACCCUAGGAGAAGCUCGUGGUGGCAAAAAGAUCCUGAGCAUUUGAGGCAGGUCACCCAAGCCUGAAUCUCAAUCUGCCUCUCAUCUGUGACCCUGGCGAGCCCCUCACCCUCAGGAAGCCUUCACUUUCCCUAGUGCAUGGUGGGCACACAGCUCAGCGUGGGACUGUGAGGAUGGGAUGUGAGGAGUGCAAAGCGCCUGGCGCCCUGGAAGAACUCCAUCAACAGUGGCAACGGUCACUUCCCCAGGCCCCCGCACUUCUUCCUUUCUCCUCAGCCUGGCCACACUAGCAUCUUCCUCAACUCCCGGUUUUCAGAUGGAAACUUAUGGGUCAUCUGCUCCACAGGAAACACCAGGCCAACCACACAGUUGGAGAUGAAAUAGCACAACCACGCCCUGCUGUCCGGCGUCCCCCAGCCCACGCCCCUUCCUAGUACCACCAGCAACCAUCAAUCCCAUCUCCUCCCGCCUCCUCUCCUGCAAUCCACCCGCCACGACCGUCACCAUGGCAGCUCUGAUCGCAGAGAACUUCCGCUUCCUGUCACUCUUCUUCAAGAGCAAGGAUGUGAUGAUUUUCAACGGGCUGGUGGCACUGGGCACAGUGGGCAGCCAGGAACUCUUCUCUGUGGUGGCCUUCCACUGCCCCUGCUCGCCGGCCCGGAACUACCUCUAUGGGCUGGCAGCCAUCGGUGUGCCUGCCCUGGUGCUCUUCAUCAUCGGCAUCAUCCUCAACAACCACACCUGGAAUCUCGUGGCUGAGUGCCAGCACCGGAGGACCAAGAACUGCUCGGCCGCCCCCACCUUCCUCCUUCUAAGCUCCAUCCUGGGCCGAGCAGCUGUGGCCCCUGUCACUUGGUCUGUCAUCUCCCUGCUGCGUGGUGAGGCUUAUGUCUGUGCUCUCAGCGAGUUCGUGGACCCCUCCUCACUCACGGCCAGGGAAGAGCACUUCCCAUCAGCCCACGCCACCGAAAUCCUGGCCAGGUUUCCCUGCAAGGAAAACCCUCCCAACCUGACAGACUUCCGGGAGGAGGUCAUCCGCAGGCUCAGGUAUGAGUCCCAGCUCUUUGGGUGGCUGCUCAUUGGCGUGGUGGCCAUCCUGGUGUUCCUGACCAAGUGCCUCAAGCAUUACUGCUCACCACUCAGCUACCGCCAGGAGGCCUACUGGGCACAGUACCGCACCAAUGAGGACCAGCUGUUCCAGCGCACGGCCGAGGUGCACUCUCGGGUGCUCGCUGCCAACAAUGUGCGCCGCUUCUUUGGUUUUGUGGCGCUCAACAAAGAUGACGAGGAGCUGGUGGCCAACUUCCCAGUGGAAGGCACGCAGCCGCGGCCACAGUGGAAUGCCAUCACCGGCGUCUACUUGUACCGUGAGAACCAGGGCCUCCCACUCUACAGCCGGCUGCACAAGUGGGCCCAGGGUCUGGCAGGCAAUGGUGCGGCCCCAGACAACGUGGAGAUGGCCCUGCUCGCCUCCUAAGGAGCUGCUUCCCACCCCCUUUCCAAAUGGCACGACUUGGUCCCAAACUGAACCCCACUGCUUGCUCACAUCCCUAUCAGAAGAGGAUUUUUUAAAAACUGUAUCUUCUUGGCUGGGGGAAAGGACCACAAGGCAAUCUGGGGGUGCGGAGAGACCCAGCAGACAAUGGAAGCCCCAGCCAGCAAGGCUGGUGACAGUGAAGCUCACCAGCAGGCUCCUUGAUGGUACUGUGUAUAGUUAAUGUGUGUCUAGCUGCAUAGGGAUACCCAGCGCAGCAGUGUGGCCCUGGGAAGAAGCCUCCAGUGCAUGCCUCUGGACUUAUUUUAUAUAUUUAAAUUUUUGAUAAAGCUUUUCUUACUAAAAGGA
Molecule: messenger RNA, 2516 nt
Organism: Callithrix jacchus (white-tufted-ear marmoset)
Lineage: Eukaryota; Metazoa; Chordata; Mammalia; Primates; Cebidae
Gene: CALHM2
Product: calcium homeostasis modulator family member 2
Cellular component (GO): plasma membrane
Molecular function (GO): monoatomic cation channel activity
Source: RefSeq, a predicted model, not a curated record